Molecule: messenger RNA, 3072 nt
Organism: Aspergillus heteromorphus CBS 117.55
Lineage: Eukaryota; Fungi; Ascomycota; Eurotiomycetes; Eurotiales; Aspergillaceae
Product: M28 family metallopeptidase
Exons: 2
Coding region: 195-2855 (886 amino acids)
Molecular function (GO): carboxypeptidase activity
Source: RefSeq, a predicted model, not a curated record
CCCUUACGCAACCCAACCCCUCUCAACCCCCCUCCCUCCUCUUCAACGUCUCCUGUCAUUCGUUCUCACCCCUCCGAUUCGGGAGCAUGGCUGCACCUGUCACUCCUUUCCCAUCCAGGUCAUGAUCCCGCUUAGCCCGGUAUCUGUGAUACUAUCCAACUCGCACGGCUCCCGGGAGCCCCAUACCUCCCGCCAUGGGCAACGAUAAUAAGUUUGAAUAUGAAUCCCUCCCGAUCCCCUCCUACGAAGAGGCUAUCGGUGCUCGCCCCAGUUCCUCCCGAUCCCACCUCGAUGCCGAAGAGACAACCGACCAGGCCGAACGACAAGGCCUCCUUCAGCGCGGCCCUGAUCCCGCCGCCCGCGGAGAUCGACGCCAUGGAUACCAGCCUCCCACCGUCGAGUCCGCUCGGAAUAGCCUCGAUGACCUCGAGUCGUCGGGCUCCGGGUCGGAAAGGGGCUCGCUCGAGGCGCUGCAGCGGGAGCUCGCUCAGAUGGACGUGGAGGAUGCGGAUCACCAAUCAUCGUCUCGUCGCUCGCAGCUGCGCUCUCGCUUCUCCAAGCGAUUCAACAACCUGACCCGGACCCUUUCGUCAUUCAAUCUCCCCUUCCGUCGCUUUCUACCGACUCUUCCCCGGUUCACCGUCCACGUCGACGAAGCCCGAGACGGCCUGAAGCAGAACGGGUGCAUGAUCCUGCUGCGUGUCUUCGGGCUGUUCCUGGUCGCCGCUAUCGUUUACGUCUUCUUUAUCUCCGAUCUGUUCAACAUGAACGCCAAGUUCAUCAUGGGACAAUCCUACAGCGCGGCAUCCGUCGAGAACUUCGUCCAGGGCCAUAUCAACGAAACCAACAUCGCGGAAAACCUACGGAAGUUGACCGCCUAUCCUCACAUCGCCGGUACGGAAGGCAGUUUUGUUCUGGCAGAAUGGAUCGAAGCGGAGUUCAAACAGGCGGGUUUCGAUGAGGCAGAGAUGGAAGAGUUCCAGGUGUAUCUGAACUACCCCAGGCCCGAUGGCCGAAAGGUGGCGAUCAUCGACCCCCCGGAGUUGGCGUGGGAGGCCGCCCUGGAGGAAGAUAGCGAGCAGACCCUGGUAUUCCAUGGGCAUUCGAAGUCGGGGAAUGUUACAGGCCACCUGGUCUACGCAAAUUACGGCUCUCGGGAGGAUUUCCAAUACCUGGCAGACCAAGGCAUUGAUCUGAGCGGCUCCAUAGCGCUGGUUCGUUAUUAUGGAACAGAGACCGAUCGGGCCUUGAAGGUCAAAGCCGCUGAACUGGCCGGCGCAGUGGGGUGUAUCAUAUAUUCGGAUCCGGCCCAGGACGGGUUUGUCCGAGGCCCCGCCUUUCCAGACGGACGCUAUAUGCCAGCGGACGGGACGCAAAGGGGUGCCGUCAGUCUGAUGUCGUGGGUCGUUGGGGAUGUCCUCUCCCCUGGUUUCGCAUCAACUCCGCAUGAGAAGGUCCGGCUCCGACCGGAGGACAGCGCGGGGUUGACGGCAAUUCCCAGUAUCCCUCUCGCCUGGCGUGAUGCUCAGAGACUCUUGCAGGUUCUCAAGGGUCAUGGGUCAAAGGUGCCGGCCAAGUGGGUUGGCGGUGUUCCGGACGUGGAUCAGUGGUGGACCGGAGACGCGUCCUCUCCCACUGUCAACCUCAUGAACCUCCAGGAUGAGGAGACAAGACAGCCGAUCUACAACGUGGUCGGUAGGAUCAUCGGGCUGGAGCAGCCGGAGAAGAAGAUCAUCAUCGGCAACCACCGAGACUCGUGGUGUUUAGGAAGCGCCGAUCCAGGCAGCGGCACGGCUGUGUUCUUGGAGCUUGCUCGGGUCUUCGGCGAAUUGCUCACAUUUGGCUGGCGUCCCUUGCGCACCAUUGAGUUUAUCAGCUGGGAUGCAGAGGAAUACAACCUUGUUGGGUCGACCGAGCACGUCGAGAAGGAAAUCAAGGCCCUUCGUGAGCAUGGGUUCGCAUACAUCAACGUCGACGUUGGCGUUAGCGGCAAGGAGUUCGAGGCCAGUGGAAGUCCGCUUUUCGAACGGGUUAUCACGCAGAUCCUAGCCCGCAUCUCGGAUCCCAUCAGCAAUGAAACGCUCAAGGAUCUAUGGGAGAAGAAGAAGAAGCGGCUUGGGCCUCUUGGCUCUGGAAGCGAUUACGUCGCUUUCCAGGACAUUGCGGGAACCUCGAGUGUUGACUUUGGAUUCACCGGCGAACCGUUCCCCUACCACAGCUGCUAUGAGAACUGGGACUGGAUGACCAAAUUCGGGGACCCCGGCUUCCAGUACCACAAGAUCUUGGGCCAGUUCUGGGGACUGCUGAUUCUUCAGAUUGCAGACAGCCCGAUUUUGCCCUUCGACCUGGAGGGAUACGCGGAUCAUAUGGCCGGCUACAUUGCCGAUCUGGAGAGCUACGCCAAGUCGAAGAAUGUGCCCAUCUCCGGUGGUGUUUCCGAGACCGCUGCGCGAGAUGUUUCCGUGACCUUCACCCCCCUGCACCAGGCCGCCGCGAAGCUCAAGGCCGACACGGCGGAGUUCCAAGGCUGGGCUCAGGUCUGGCACGACAGCGUCUGGGGCUCAGGGGGGUACGAGAACAACGUGAUUGCCAUUCAGCGACUUAAACACAACGUCAAGCUGUCCCACUUCGAGACGCAUCUUCUCGACGACCGGCCCGAUGGCGGAGUCCCGAACCGCACGCAGUUCAAACAUGUCAUCUUCGGCCCAGAGCUUUGGUCCGGUUACGACCCGACCUUCUUCCCCGCCAUCCGGGAUAGUAUCGAUUCUGGCAACUGGAACCUGACCCAGGAAUGGAUCGACCGGGUGGCAGACAUCCUCAGCUUCGCCGGCGACCAGCUCUUCAUCCAUACAUGAUCUAGUAAUAUCUUCUACCGCUUCCUUCCCUUCCCUUCCCUUCCUCUUCCUCGCACCAUACCAUACCAUACCACCUCUACAGACUUCGACCCCCCAGCGCCAGUUAUAUACACCCCAAUUCCAAUUGCACAGUAUUCAUCUUCCUCCCUCUCUACCUCUGUGUAUUUCCCUCUUGUUUGUCCAAAAGAUUCCCUUUCCUUGGCAAAUACUGUUUCCC